Messenger RNA from Canariomyces notabilis, 1950 nucleotides. RefSeq names its product CNDP dipeptidase. Gene Ontology annotation, biological process: proteolysis. The coding region runs from base 263 to 1690 and encodes 475 amino acids. Lineage: Eukaryota; Fungi; Ascomycota; Sordariomycetes; Sordariales; Chaetomiaceae. Gene Ontology annotation, molecular function: metallodipeptidase activity. The record is from RefSeq and is a predicted model, not a curated record. The transcript has a single exon.
CACGCGAUAGGCCGCUCUCCUUCCAGCAUCACUCCCAAUGCCCCGCAUUUCUUACUUCCUUCGGUUCAACUCUGCCCCUUUGUCCGGCACACUUUGUUGCUCGUCAAGACGAUCCCUGGUUGCUCAAGCUGUCACCAGCCGGAGUAUCACCGCAAUCCACUCUCCCUUAUCAAGCAGGGCUUUCCGCCGACACCGACCGCAACCACCCCCAAGCUCCCGUCCGUAUCUCACCGAGUCAAUUCGCGCCCAUCAAGCCCGCAAAAUGGCGCCGCAACUCGACGAUUACUUCCAAAAGGUGGACGCCAUGUCCGAUGCCUUCAUCGAGCGGCUGCGCAAGGCUGUCGCCAUCCCCUCGGUCUCCUCCGAAGCGGCUCGCCGCCCGGAUGUUGUCCGCAUGGGCCACUUCCUCGCCGACGAGCUGACCAAGCUCGGCGCCCACGUCGAGUUGCGCGCCCUGGGCAAGCAGCACGGGACCGACCUCGACCUCCCCCCCGUCGUGCUUGCCCGCUACGGCAACGACAAGAACAAGCGCACCAUUCUGGUCUAUGGCCACUAUGAUGUCCAGCCCGCCGAAAAGAGUGAUGGCUGGGAUACCGAGCCGUUCGAGUUGACGGUAAAAGAGGAUGGACGCAUGUGCGGUCGUGGCUCGACCGACGACAAGGGCCCCGUGCUGGGCUGGCUGAAUGCCAUCGAGGCGCACAAGGCCGCUGGCAUCGAUUUCCCCGUCAACCUGCUGAUGUGCUUUGAGGGAAUGGAGGAGUACGGCUCGGACGGCCUUGAUGACCUCGUCUUCGCUGAGGGCAAGAAGUUCUUCGCCGAUGCGGAUGCAGUCUGCAUUAGCGACAAUUACUGGCUUGGCACCGAGCGCCCUUGCCUGACAUACGGUCUACGGGGGUGCAACUACUACAGUGUCGAGGUGUCCGGGCCGGCCGCGGACUUGCACAGCGGAGUGUUUGGUGGCACCGCACAGGAGCCCAUGACCGAUCUGGUGCGCAUCCUGGCAUCGCUGGUGGACACCGACGGCAAGAUCCUUAUCCCGGGCAUCGCCGAGCAAGUCGCCCCUGUGACUGCGGAGGAGGAGGGUCUCUACGAUAGCAUCGCCUUCACGAUGGAGACUCUGCACGAGUCUUUGGGAAGCAAGACGACGAUCUUCAACGAUAAGAAGCCUACACUCAUGGCUCGGUGGCGGUAUCCGUCCCUCUCGGUGCACGGCAUCGAGGGUGCCUUCUCCGCCCCUGGCGCCAAGACCGUUAUUCCUGCGAAGGUCAUUGGCAAGUUCUCCAUCCGGACAGUUCCCAACAUGGACAUCGACAAGACCAACGAGGCUGUGUACCGCUACGUUGAGGAUGUCUUCAAGAAGCUCAACUCCAAAAACACUAUGAAGGUGUAUGCCCAGCACACGGGCAAGUGGUGGGUUGCUAGCCCCAACCACUGGAACUUCACGGCGGCGGCCAAGGCGACGGAGCGUGUCUGGGGCGUCAAGCCCGAUCUGACCCGCGAGGGCGGCAGCAUCCCGGUGACGCUCACCUUCGAGCAGGCCACUGGCAAGAAUGUAUUGCUCCUGCCCAUGGGAAGCUCGACGGACGGUGCGCACUCGAUUAAUGAGAAACUGGACAAGCGGAAUUACAUUGAGGGCAUCAAGCUUUUAGGUGCAUAUUUACACUACGUUGCCGAGGAGCCCAUGAACUAAUACGCCCGGGGUAAUCCCGUUGUACAAGCUUCAUGCUGCACCUGUAUAUUCGCGACUGGCGCAUUCGGGUAUGAGGCGGCGUUGAUGUUGGAGGCAGCGGAUCAUAGGGCUACCUUAUUGAUGGAGCGACAUGGGGUUGUAGCAGCGACCGGACGCAGCGUACGAAAAACACCUAAGCGGAUUUACUUCGAUACGAUUGCUCUCGGAUUUGGGUGACCCUAGAUAUAUCAUAUCUAAAGCUUCUAUCCGUAUUCUCAGGG